This is a messenger RNA of Prorocentrum cordatum, 7272 nucleotides long. NCBI's taxonomy places the organism in Eukaryota, Dinophyceae, Prorocentrales, Prorocentraceae. The record is from the annotation of a GenBank genome assembly.
AUGCACUCCAGUUUGGCUGCCAAUAUUUCCCCAGCCCGCAUUGACGACGACGCGGUCUACCACCCUCAUAGAGCCACAUGGGUCGAGUUUCAGCAGCCUUGGUCGGCCUUUACCUACACCAAGCUCAUCCGACCCCACAAGUUCCCGAUCCCAGGAGUCAAGCCGAGGCACUUCGAUCUCUCGUGCCCAGACGUGCCUGCAGGUUUCGACCCCGAUGCGGUGCCUACCCAGGAGCUCCUGGACGACACCUGGGAGGCUUUCUGCCACGCCGCCGAGGAGGAGCUGAUCCAGAAGGUGGGUUUGGACCCCAGCAGUCGGCAAGCCGAUCAAUGCCGAGGGCGUGGGGGGCCACCGCGCUUCAGGAAGUGCCCGUUGCUCCCGACCCACACCGAGGCCAUCGCUUCGUACGGGGAGGCCAAGCGUUGGAGGUGGUUUGCCAACGAGUUGGCUUGGCUGGGCAUCAUUGAAGUAAAGCUUUUCAGCUACACGGGCGCUUCCGGCCUGGUCCUCACCACGUUGCACCAGCAGCGGCACGCCUCCAUCCGCAAGUUGCGUGACCGCUUCAGGCACCACAUGCUGUUAGAAGGCGUGGCUGAGCUGCAGGAGUUCUUCGAGGUUUUCACGUCUCGGGACCGCGGUUAUGAAGACUUGCAGGAGCUCUCGGCUUGGCGCCUCAGCUGCAGUCAGUAUGCCUCGUACUUGGAGUGGCAGAUCGGCAAGGAACGACGAGAUUCCUUCAAGCAGCGGUUGGAGGACGACUUCCCAGGCUCGCAGGGGCUCCUCCACAGGGUCACCAAGUGGCGCCAGGCUUGGCAGGCUCCCAAGGGCAGCAUCUCCAAGAAGCUGCUCCCAGCGGCGCCUCAGGCCGCCGUGGACCAGGAGUUGCACGACUGGUCGAAGGUCUGGACCACUGGCUCAGGUUUCCCCAAGCCGUGGAGGGGCCUCCAGCAAGUCGCCGUCACGCCGCCCAGCCCUCACCACCUGCGCGGUUUGGCCCAGCGUUUCAGGGCCAAGACGGGGAUUGGCGUGGACGGAUGGCAACCCAAGCUUUGGGCCUACCUCACGGACGGCACGCUCUCGGUGCUCGCGUCAUUGCUGGCCUGGUGCCAACAACUGGGGCGGUGGCCGUCCCAGGUCCACCUCCUGCUCGUUUUCAUCAUCGGGAAGCUCGAUGGAGGGGGCCGACCCAUCAUUCUUCUACCUGGCCCUUGCCGAAUCUGGGAGGCGUGGCAGCUGCCCACCAUCAGGAGCUGGUUGGCGGCGCACCCCAGGAGCUACGACUACACGGCGGCGGGCCAAUCAUCGGAGCGUGCGCUGUGGAAAGCUUUGUUGGACGACGAGCUCGUGUUGGGCACAGGCAUUCGUGCGGCCACGAUGCUGGCGGACCUCGCCAAGUGUUAUGAGAAGGUUCCGCAUGAGCGUAUGUGGUGGCUAGCAGCUUGGUGGGAAGGCCCGCUGGAGGUGGUCGCGCUCGCCCUGGAAAGUUUCGCCCUUGGCCGUGUCAUUCGUCUCGGGGAGGCCUGCUCGGCGGAGGUCCUGUCCUCCACAGCGCUCCCAGCGGGCAGCCGUUUCGCGCCCACCUUCCUAAGGUUCUACCUCACGCUGUGCUUAGACGACCUGCUGGGGGUUUUCCGCUUCACGAUCUACUUGUACGUUGAUGACAUCGCCCUGCGGGUCAUGUCCACCGAGGCGCGCGUCUUGCACAUGCUGCCGCAGGCCACGCGCUUGCUGUUUUGGAUGCCGGAGUCCUUCUUGGGCCUGGAGGUAGCCCGAGCGCGGGACGGGGCGAGAGGCAAGUGCUCUUUCCUGCAAACGGCCACUCCGUCUUCAGGCUUGACGCAGGCCAUGGCCGUCCUGGGAGUACCGCCCAGCACCUCCGAGCGGUGGCUCGGCAUCGACUACGGUCCCAGCGUCAAGACAGAGAACCAGUCAGCCCCAGUCAGACACGCGCGGCUCAAGAUAGCCAAGCAGCGUUGGCCUAAGAUCCGCGGCCUUCCUCGUGCACGCGGGGGCAAGCUCAAGAUGGUCGUGCGGCAGGGCCUCGGAGCCUCGGUCGCCUACGGCGCCCGUGUCCGCGGCACGCCCAGGCCCAUCGUGCGUUUCAUCCAGCAGAAGGAUCGGGCCGUCCGCAGGGGCGCCACAGCUUUUACCUCCCGAGUCUUGCACGACGGCCUCGACCCCAGUUGCGCCGACACCCUCGUUCUGGCACCGCUGCUGGCUUGGGCGAGGGAAGCUUGGGACCACCCAGAGGGGCGGCGUGCGCAGGCCACAGCAUGGGCCCGAGUGCAGCAACAGCUCGCGCUGUACAUGGACGCCGACGCUCAGGAGUUGUGGUCAGUGGUGCGCGGCCCAGCGGGGGCCACUUCAGUCACAGUUCGAGCCCAUGGUUGGAGCAUGCCGUCAGCCUUCGAGAUUGUCUUGCCUCCACGUGGCGGGGUGCUCCAAGGAGGGGACGUCCAUCUUGAUCUACUGCAGAUUUGCCCCAAGUCGGUCGAGGCCGCCGUGCUUUUGGCCGCCCGUUCCAGAGCCCUGUGCCAGUGGGCGGCGGCUCAGCCCGAGCGGGCUGCGCUCCUGCCAGCGCCGUGGCUCACCCCAGCGAGGCAGUUGGUCAAGCGGCGCAAGCAGGACGGGUGGCUGCAACACCAUGCCGACGCGGUCAAGAAGGCGGUGUUGGGCGGUUUCCCUUCGCAGGAGGCCCUUUUCUCUUCGGGCCAGGCGGACACUCCGUAUUGCCAGCUUUGCGACGACACGACCUGUUUCGGCACCCACCAGCACUAUUACUGGCGGUGCGGCAGCCCGACGUGUGCUACGGUGAGGGAGCAGCUGACGGCCCACGACGCGUCACCUACCUUCAGAGACGUCGGCCACCUGGGCGUGUCGGCCUCCUCGUCGGAAGCUUCAAGAUGGUUGUGGGGGCGGGGUUUGCGGCGGACCCCAUGUUACGGCUUGGCUUGGAGUCUACCGUCGCAGCGCACCCAUUGGAUCGUCAAUGGCGCGGCCCCCGAGCUCACCGAUGUGCUGGUUUCGGACGGAUCAGUCAAAGGCUUGGAUGACCUCAGGCACGGCGGCUGGGCGGCUUUGCAGUGCACAGCGGAGGCCGACGACGUGGUGCAGGGCCUGUACGGCCCACUGCCCUUUCCCGACCCCAGCUCGGUCCUGGCAGAGUUGUGGGGUCUCCUCCACGCCCUCAGGCAUUCGGUCUUCAUCACGGCCAUCAUCAUUGACAAUGCUCAGGUGGUCCAAGGCUUGGCUCGUGGCAGGGCAUGGUGUUGUUCAGCGGCCAGGCCCUAUGCGCACGUCUGGCUCGAGAUCUGGGAUCGCCUGGAUGACAUGGACAUCCUUCCUGGCAGAGAGUUGUCGGUCAUCAAAGUCGCCUCGCACAUAUCGCAGGCCAAACGCCUAGAGCUGCCAGAGGAGGUCCAGAUUCACAUGAGGCACAAUGACUUAGCCGACGAAUGGGCCAAGCAAGGAGCAGACCUCAGCGCGCCGCCAGAGUGGGCCACGUUGCAGGUCAAGCAGGAGCUCAAGGCCACCAAGCGCGUGCUCGAGUACAUCGGGCACUUCAGGGUCCUCCUCGACGGGGUCAAGUUGGCGGAGCCUAGGCCCAAACGACAGCAGGGCCAAGAGGCCAACAUUCCUCAGGCUGCACGACCCCAGGCUGGUCCCAGGCACCCGCACGUUCUGGAAGUGUGCCGCGGUUAUUCCAAGUGCACCAACUGCGGCAAGGUUGCCCGCACUCGCCUCGCGGCCUUUCAGUUGCAGGAGUGCCGUGGUCGUCUCCAAGGGCUCCAGGGCAAGUUAGUCAAGAGUGCGGCCAAGAGAGGCAGUGUGGCGGCGCCGCCGCUCGGCCUGUGCGACAGCGAGCAGACCAUGGAGAUCAGGACGGCCUCCUGGCACCAGUGGGUCUUCGAGCCCCUCUCCUCGGAUGACGACCAAGGAGGUGAUGCGGCAGGCCGCGCCGCCGAGGACGCCCAUGGCUACGACGAUACCGACGAGUUCGCGGCCCUCAGCGUGCACAGCGACCUCGAGGUGGUGGAGGCAGACGGCAAGGCCACGCAGGCCACAGGCACCCAGGCGUCAGAGCGCGAGUCGUCGCCCAAUCCCGACCUCGCCCCCGGGGCACUCCAGCCACAGGAGGAGGGAGCUCCAGCGGGAGGGGCGAGGCGGGAGGGUGUUUUGCGGAUCCGCAGUGCGGCAGCCACCUGUUCCCAGGUCGUGGACGACGGUGCUACGGCUGGCGCUGGGGCAGCUCCUGUUCCCACGGUGCCGCCUGCUGCUCAACCCGCUGGCGAGCCUGGAGCUGAUCAGGGCGAGUUGGCCAGCUCCCUGGACGUGGACGGCAAGGCUGCCACCCAGGCAGCGGCCGCUGUGUGCUCCGCCCCCUUGGCGGCACACCAAGCUCGCGCUGGCCAGGGCAGCCUGAAACACGGUGGUAAGGCCCCAAGGACUGGUUCCUCAGCAUCCUCGGCGGCGGCGGCGGGCUCUGGCCAGGGCGGCCUGGCACCGCUGGCGGGGUCCCCGCCGCCCUCGGCUGGGGCUGCGGCGGCCUCGGAGCCAGAGCGGGGUGCGCGCGGGCGGGCGGCCUCUGCCCAGCCCGCCAGGAGUGGCCAGGCGCUGCCUGCGACGGCCAGAGCCGCUUCAUCGGAGCCUCGGCCACAUACGGUCGAGAUCAUUGGCAACUUCGUGGUCUGCGUCGUGUGCGGUUCCUACUACAGCUCGGUGGCCAGGAACCUCGGCGGGCCGCGCAGGCGGCUGGACCCGCGCGACCCAGGCGACAAGGAGCGCCUCAGGGCGAACAUCGGCUUCUACUUGCACGCGCCCUUCCCCUCCGUCAACAGCUUCAUGACGAUCCCGGUGAGGGAGGAGCUGCUGACAGGCAUGCUCGCCUCUGACCUCAUCGGCUUUCAGUUCUUCCCCUACGCUCAAUGGGGUUGGAUGGAUUUCUUCCUCGCAGUGAAGCGCAUUCUCGGGCUGGACCCCCAGUACCAGCCCGGGGGGUACAUGUGCCUGGACUACAACGGGCGCCAGGCCCACGUCAAGGUGUCGCACUUCGUGUACCCCUUCCAGGACACCAAGCAGGUGGUGGACCAGGGCAGCGUUGCCACGAAGGUGGCCGAGGUCACCAAGCUGUUCCUUGGGAGGACCCUGUUCGCCGGCAUGGACCGCUGCGACGGGCUGUCGGGGCUGGUCCCGAAGUUCCGCGCCUUCCGGCGUUUCCUGCUCUCGAAGCCGGAGUACAAGGGGAAGGUGCUGCUCAUCCAGUACCUCUUCGACGACUGGAAUAACGGACAGCUUCUGCAGCAGCUGCAGGCACGCCCGCAGGCGCACCCGGCCCUGGAGCACCGCGUCGCCUACGUAGAGGAGCUCGUGCGCGACGAGCAGGCGCAGCUCGUGCAGUUCAGUUCGGACAUCAACGCCGCGUUCCGGCACCUCGACGAGGCCCGACUGCCCGACCUCGAGGCAAGCGCGGCGCAGCAGCAGGAGGAGCUGCGGCAGCUGCGUGCGCAGCAGCAGCAGCUGCUCGAGGGCCUGGCGCCUGCGGCGCUGCGCUCGGAGCAGCUGGCCGCCGAGCUCGCGGCGCUGCGCGCUGAGCACACCGCGCUGCGGCGCGAGCACGAGGCGCUGCGCUCGGAGCACGGGGCGCUGCGCGACUGCCUCCUCGGCUGGGCGCCGCUCGCGUCCGAGGCUGCACCGCUCUGCUCCCUGCGGCGAGCCGUCGGGGCCGCCGGCGACCGCGGCGCUUGCCUGGCGCGGCUGGCGGCGGGCUGCCGCGCGCUGCGGGGGUGUGCGCGCCGCGCGGCCGAGGGCGGCGCGGGCCGCGACCUGGACGAGGCGGUGUGGGACGCGGUGCCGGCGUUCGAGCCCAGCGAGGCGGUCCUGGAGAGGUGGUCCAGCAGCGACACCGUGCAGGGCGUCCUGCCAGGUGUGCGGGCGAAGGCCGUCGUCGGCCUCUCCGACACCCUCAGCUUCGGGGACGUGCACGCGGUGCUGCAGCAGCUCGGGGUGCAGCUGGACCACUUCGUGGACACCUUCGCCCGCAUGCCGAGCGCCGCGGGCGGCCGCGACGAGAGGGAGCUGAUGGGCAUGGCGGACAGCAUCCUCAGGAGGUUCGCCUCCGAGGGGCGCGGGGCAGACGAGGGCGUGAGCGGCACGCCCGCUGGGCAGCGCGGCACGCUGAGCUGCCGAGACCUGUUCCGGCUGCUGGAGGUCGUGGGCGUCUCUCUCAAGAGGUUCAAGGCGAUGGUGACCGGGGUCGAGGAGCUGGAGGACGAGGCGAGCCCCUCGUUCGUGCAGGUGGGCAGCUACAACCUGCUGCGGCAGCUGGGCUCGGGCUCCAAGGGCGUGUGCUGCUGGCUGGGGGAGCACGCCGUCAGCGAGGCGAAGGUGGCCAUCAAGUGGCCCGUGAAGGCCGCGGAGAUGGAGGUGCUCCGGGACCUCGGACGGCACGACGCUUGUGGCGCGCCUCGCAUGCUGGGCGCGCCCCGGCUGCUGGACUCGGGCGUGCACGGCGGCAAGGAGUACGUCGCCAUGGAGCUGCUCGGCUCGACGCUCUCCAAGGUGUUUCAGGGCCUGGCGGCGCGGUCGUUCCGGCACCGGUGGCGCGGCGUCUGCGCGAUCGGCAGGAUGCUGGUGCGCCGCUUCCAGGCGCUGCACGCCCGCGGGUACGUCCACUGCGACGUCUCUCCAGACAACGUCCUCGUCGGCCUAGCGGAGGUGCCCUCCGGGGGGGGGGGGAUCCGGCGCCCGCCGAGCUGUACCUGGUCGACUUCGACACACGCGGCGGCACCCCGGCGGCGCGGCCCUGGAGCCCGGCGUCGGCAGCGCGGAGUGGGGCUCCGUGCGCUCGGCCAGCGGCGGGGCGCCGCUGCCGGAGGACGACCUAGAGGCCUUGGGGUGGGUGCUGCUCCACGGGCUGUUCGGCUCCCUGCCGUGGAACGCGUGGCUGCAGGUCGCCUACAGGCACGGGGACUCCAACCUGACCAGGCACCAGGUGAACCGGCAGGUGCGGCUGGCCAAGAUGCACUCCUCGGCGGCCAGGGCGCUGCGCUCGAGCGCCACUGGGGGCGCCCUGCCCAGGGCAUCCCCGGCGAGCUGCUCCGCUACCUCCGCGCCUGUGGCGUGGAGGCCGCCGAGGCCGGGAGGCCCUGGGGGGCGGCCUCGGGCCGUGGGCUCCUCCUCGAGCUGCUCGGCGGGGGCCCGGGCGCGGCCGGCGCGGAGGCGGACCGCUCGGACGCGCGGCUCCUGGCGCAGGCCCUCGCCCCGACGCGCUGA